Messenger RNA from Kockovaella imperatae, 657 nucleotides. RefSeq lists its product as hypothetical. Gene Ontology annotation, biological process: N-terminal peptidyl-methionine acetylation. Lineage: Eukaryota; Fungi; Basidiomycota; Tremellomycetes; Tremellales; Cuniculitremaceae. The coding region runs from base 160 to 504 and encodes 114 amino acids. The record is from RefSeq and is a predicted model, not a curated record. Gene Ontology annotation, cellular component: NatC complex. The transcript is spliced from 2 exons.
UGAAUAGGUCUGUCAAGCUCAAGGCGAUUGCUGUCGCUCUAGGGGCCGUUUUGAUGACCAGUCACUACUGACUUUCACCAAUUAUCAACAUGUAUGCGAAAUCGUGGAUCAGAUGCGCCUCGCAGAGGUACGUGAUAUGCAAUUACUGAACUCAUAGCUAUGAAGGCGUCAUUUCUGGAUGGAGCCAGUCUUGCUCGAACGGUGUUCGCCUGUGUGUAUUAUCACAGGCCGGAGCUAGCUUUUCAUCCAGAAAAUGCUACAUCGCUUGCCCCAUUUGUCCGCGCCUACAGCCUUGCCUUCGCCAAAUGCGUUGAGCUGGCGGUUCAGGAGCUGAGCAGGGGCCAUGUUCACGAUUUCGAAGAUGCUUGGCUCGACACAUUCGGAAUUCCUGUCAGGCUUGACGAUACAGUGCAUGAUAUUGUUAGGGAGCUGCGAAGUGCUAUGGCACGCUGUGACGAUAUUCCUGGUGCGGAUACGCUCGGGUUGGGAACAAGCAGAUGCUGAGGCUCCUCAGCUCCUUGGAAGGAUGAAUUGCGUUCGCGAUUGGUCCUUCGGCAACAUAUAUUGUGCUCUCUAGCUAGCGUUCCGGAGUUCGAGGGAUCUGCAGACAUUUCAGCUCCUUGGAUCAAGAGCAAUCGGAGCUCCCGAAGGGGAGAG